UCGCGUAGUCUAAAAAAAAAAAACAACCAAAUCCCUACACAUCCAACCGGCAAAAUGUUCAUCGAAGAGGACAUUAACAUGGAAAGCGCCUGGGUGCAGACGGCCAUCGGGGCGAUCAAGAUCAUCACGAUGGUGUACGACAUCAUCACGAUGCCGAUCUAUCUGGCCAUCCAGCGACCGUGGAAGCGCAAGCAGCUCGCCCGAAGGGUGAAGGCCAAGAUCAUUCAGCAGGACAGCACCUCUAUCACAUACCGGACGGUCGAUUCGCCCGGCGAGAUGCACGUCAAGAUGAUGCAGAACAACAUCGACACGCUCGAGCGGAUGUUCAACUUCGUCACGAAGGUGCACACCACCAAGCGGUGCAUCGGUACCCGGCAGAUCCUCGGCGAGGAGGACGAGAUGCAACCGAACGGUCGGAUGUUCAAGAAGUUCCGCAUGGGCGAUUACGUGUGGCGCAACUUUAUCGAAACGGAGCAUGCCGCCGCCUGCUUUGGGCGCGGACUGCGCGAACUUGGCCAGCAGCCGAAACAGAACAUUGUCAUUUUCGCGGAAACGCGCGCCGAAUGGAUGAUUGCGGCGCACGGGUGUUUUAAGCAGAACAUGCCGGUGGUGACAAUCUACGCAACGCUCGGUGAUGAUGGUGUGGCGCACGGAAUCAACGAGACGGAAGUAACGACCGUGAUUACGUCACACGAGCUGCUGCCCAAAUUUAAGAGCGUGCUGAACGUGACACCGAACGUGAAGAAGAUCAUCUUCAUGGAGGAUCAGUUGCAUCCGACGGAAACGACCGGAUUUAAGGAGGGCGUUGAGAUCAUUCCCUUCAGCAAGGUGAUCGAAACGGGCAGCAAGAGCACGAUCCCUGGUUCUCCACCGGCAGCCGAAGAUACGGCCAUCAUCAUGUACACGUCCGGUUCGACUGGAACGCCCAAGGGUGUACUUCUGUCACACGCGAACUGUAUCGGUACGAUGAAGAACUUUUGCGACAUCUUCAAGAUUUAUCCGGAUGAUGUGUUGAUUGGCUUCUUACCAUUGGCGCACGUGUUUGAGCUGCUGGCGGAGAGUGUCUGUUUACUGACGGGCGUACCGAUCGGGUAUUCAACACCACUUACACUGAUCGAUUCGAGCAGCAAGGUGAUGAAGGGUUGCAAAGGAGAUGCGUCCGUGUUACGACCAACGUGCAUGACCUCGGUACCGCUUAUCCUGGAUCGAAUUUCGAAGGGUAUCAAUGACAAGGUAAACGCAGAAACACCCAUGAAGAAAGCAUUCUUCAAGUUCGCCUACAACUACAAAUCAAAAUGGACGUCACGUGGCUACCAGACUCCGCUAAUGGACAAGAUCAUCUUCAAAAAGAUCGCUAAACUGCUCGGUGGCCGUAUUCGGAGUGUCCUGUCCGGUGGUGCACCACUCGCACCGGACACGCACGAACAGAUUAAGCUUUGUCUGUGUGUGGACGUGAUUCAGGGUUACGGUUUAACGGAAACUACAGCCGGAGCAGCUGUAAUGGACAAAUGGGACAUGGAGUAUAGUCGAGUUGGUGCACCCUCCUCCAGUAAUGAUAUACGAUUAAUAAACUGGGAGGAGGGCAACUAUCGGGUCACAAAUAAACCUUACCCACAGGGUGAGAUUGUAGUCGGCGGUACAACCGUAUCGAAAGGAUACUACAAAUUACCGGGCAAAACGCAGGAAGACUUCUUCGAGGAGGAUGGCCAACGGUGGUUCCGCACUGGAGAUGUGGGUGAAAUUCAUCCCGAUGGUGCGCUUAAGAUUAUUGAUCGUAAGAAGGACUUGGUGAAGCUGCAGGCGGGCGAAUAUGUGUCGCUCGGUAAGGUCGAAUCGGAGCUGAAAACGUGCCCGGUGGUGGAAAAUAUCUGCGUGUACGGUGACUCGACGAAACAGUUUACGGUGGCGCUGGUCGUGCCGAACCCGAAACAUUUGGAAGAUAUUGCCGAAAGGUUGGACAUACGUGGGGUCGAGUUUGAGGAGCUGUGCGAUAACAAGAAGGUGGAAAAGGCUGUCCUGCAAGAAAUGGCUGACCAUGGCCGUAAAUGCAAACUGCACCGUAGCGAAAUCCCUGCCGCCGUACAUCUGUGCAAAGACAUCUGGACGCCCGAUAUGGGUCUGGUGACAGCCGCCUUCAAGCUGAAGCGCAAAGACAUCCAGGAGCGAUAUCAGGCCGAAAUCAACAAGAUGUACGCGUCGUAG
Messenger RNA from Anopheles maculipalpis, 2202 nucleotides. It is a transcript of the gene Acsl, whose product is annotated as fatty acid CoA ligase Acsl3. The record is from RefSeq and is a predicted model, not a curated record. Bases 55 to 2202 code for a protein of 715 amino acids. Gene Ontology annotation, biological process: neuron differentiation; long-chain fatty-acyl-CoA metabolic process; long-chain fatty acid metabolic process. NCBI's taxonomy places the organism in Eukaryota, Metazoa, Arthropoda, Insecta, Diptera, Culicidae. Gene Ontology annotation, cellular component: lipid droplet; endoplasmic reticulum; plasma membrane. Gene Ontology annotation, molecular function: palmitoyl-CoA ligase activity. The transcript has 9 exons.